UGCUUUUCUCGGGGGGGGGGGGGAGUCUCUGUGCAAAGUUGAUUCUAAUAAAUAAUACACGGGCGAGAAAUGUUUGCACGCCGUUUGUCUUGUUCCCCAACAGGUGCACUACGCACCCAUUUGUGUUGCAGGUCUCACGCCGCUUAAAUCCUCAAGUCGACGGGCGCUCCGGAGCACUUAGCCGCCUCCAUUAGCGACUUUGGGUGCACCAUUAGCGCGUCGAUGUGUCACACCUGCAGAGACGGGAUUAUAAUCCUCGCACCUAUAAAAGCCCAUCAAAAAACAGGCUUUACUGAUACGCCGCAUGCUAACGAGGCCAAUAGAGGAAGAAACCUUGCGUAGCUGAGAUGGAGGCCGGUUGUAAAGCGGUGGUGCGCGCGUUGCUGUUGGCCUUGUUUGCGCAGGCGGCAUCGGGGCAGCACUGGUCAUACGGGUGGCUGCCGGGCGGCAAGAGAAGUGUGGGCGAGUUGGAGGCCACCAUCAGGAUGAUGGGUACGGGGGGCGUGGUGGUGCCUCUUCCCGAAGAGGCGAGUGCCCAAACCCAUGAGAGACGUCGACCAUACAAUGUAAUGGAUGAUGAUGAUGAUGAUGAUGAUGAUUCCCAUCAUUUUGAGCGAAAGAAAACGUUCUCUUACAAAUGAAAAGAGGGGGGGGAGGGGUGGAAAAAAAGGACAAUUUACGUGAUUAUCUACAGCGGUGAUGGAUCCCAACCCCCCCCUUGUCCCCCCCUCCCUCUCCCAGAGGGCAGCGCAUUUAUUGCACCAGUGUCAUUGAGAAGCAUAUCUGUCGCAUUCAAACUCGUGAAAAUUGUAAUAAACUCUUUUUGAAGCCUCA
This is a messenger RNA of Hippocampus zosterae (dwarf seahorse), 834 nucleotides long. It is a transcript of the gene gnrh3, whose product is annotated as gonadotropin-releasing hormone 3. Gene Ontology annotation, cellular component: extracellular region. Lineage: Eukaryota; Metazoa; Chordata; Actinopteri; Syngnathiformes; Syngnathidae. The coding region runs from base 348 to 641 and encodes 97 amino acids. Gene Ontology annotation, biological process: multicellular organism development. The record is from RefSeq and is a predicted model, not a curated record. Gene Ontology annotation, molecular function: hormone activity. The transcript is spliced from 4 exons.